Stylophora pistillata is the source of this 1029-nucleotide messenger RNA. Its product is annotated as ankyrin repeat domain-containing protein 55-like. Gene Ontology annotation, molecular function: protein binding. NCBI's taxonomy places the organism in Eukaryota, Metazoa, Cnidaria, Anthozoa, Scleractinia, Pocilloporidae. The record is from RefSeq and is a predicted model, not a curated record.
AUGAUUGAUCUUAUGCUUACUCACGUGCCGGACAUUGAGUCAAAAGCCGCUAACGGUGCUACUCCUCUACUCAUUGCUGUGUUUAAUGAAAAGCUGCAAGGUGUAAUGCAUCUCCUUGAGAGGGGAGCCAAUCCUUUGACUAAGGAUAAUGACGGCCAUGAUUCUUUAUAUCUUGCCUCAUCACGUGACUCAGAUGUUCUUGACUUACUGCUGAGUCACGUACCUGACGUAUCAUUGUUGCUGUUAGGAUUUUCCGUUGACUCCAAAGACGCAACAGGCACAACGCCCCUCAUGAUUGCUGCUCGAAAUGGCAACGUUCAAGCGGUGAAGGGUCUGAUUAACAGAGGAGCAGAUCCGUCCCUGAAGGACAACGACAGAUGGAGUUCGUUGCAUUAUGCUGCACGGUGUGGCGACACUGAUACCAUUCAUCUUAUCCUUACUCACGUGCCGGACAUUGAGUCAAAAACCACCCAUGGUGUUACUCCUCUAAUGACUGCUGUUUGUCAUAGCGGGGUCCAGGGUGUAAAGUAUCUCCUUGAGAGGGGAGCCAAUCCUUUGGCUAAGAAUAAUGACGGCCAGGAUUCUUUAUAUCGUGCCUCAUCACGUUGCUCAGAUUUUCUUGACUUAGUGCUGAGUCAUGUACCCAACGAAAUUUCUGUUGACACCAAAGACGCAACUGGCACAACGCCGCUAAUGAAUGCUGCUCCGAAUGGCUACGUUCAAGCAGUGAAGGGUCUGAUUAAGAGAGGAGCAGAUCCGUCCCUGAUGGACAACGAAGGAUGGAGUUCGUUACAUUUUGCUGCACAUUGUGGUGACCCCCACAUAAUUGAUCUUAUCCUUCCUCACGUGUCGGACAUUGGGUCAAAAAACGCUGACGGUGCUACUCCCCUAAUCAUUGCUGUGCGUCAUAGAAAUCUACAAAUUGUAAAGCAGCUCCUUGAGAGGGGAGCCAAUCCUUUGACUAAGGAUAUUAACGGCCAUGAUUCUUUAUAUCUUGCCUCAUCACGUGACUCAGAUGUUCUUGACUAA